GCGAAGCUGCUGCAGGCGCGCGCCGCGUCACUGCUGAAGGAGCACGCGAUGACAAUCAACCGCUUCCGCUCGCCGAAUAUGCCGUGGGAAGGGUCGGCCUGCCGCAGCCCUGCCGCAGGCCUCUCUGGCGCAUGCUACGCGCUGCCGGCCCUUGUAGCGCCGGGCGUGCUCGAGCCAGCGCUGUGGCUGACGACGGCCUUCUUGUCUUGCAUGGCCGACUACGUGCACAUCAGUCACGACAGCGCCUUCCACGGCCUCGACCGCUGUUGGGCGACGCUCAUGCUGCUCAGAUGCUCACUCCUCUUCGGAGCUCGGCUGGAUCCGUCCUUCUUCCUGCUGGCGCUGGUGCCGCUCGGCUGCUUCGUCAAGGGGCGAGACGCUAAGCUGUUACCAGAUCCGAGUGGCUGGGUCUUCUGGCACACGCUCUGGCACUGCAGCGGUGGUUUGGUCGUCACUCUGGGAGUGUGGAUGCUCUACAGGGCGCCAGCAGAGGCGGCGGCUUCCGGGCUGCACAUCGGCUGAGAGAGCGAGAACAGCCGUGUCGCUCGCGGCGAUGGUGGCGCGAGGGCUCCUCCACGCUGCGGUGGCGAGAGCGCUUUUGUCCGGUUACCGUUCGCACAACUCACCGAGACGAUCAUCUUGAGCCGUCAUCUGUGGCGUAACCUAAUUACAAAAGCCAAUGCGUCGGAGCGGAUCCGGUUGCGGGCUGUGUAAUUU
Emiliania huxleyi CCMP1516 is the source of this 717-nucleotide messenger RNA. RefSeq lists its product as hypothetical. The coding region runs from base 79 to 522 and encodes 147 amino acids. NCBI's taxonomy places the organism in Eukaryota, Haptophyta, Isochrysidales, Noelaerhabdaceae. The transcript is spliced from 2 exons. The record is from RefSeq and is a predicted model, not a curated record.